This is a messenger RNA of Eurytemora carolleeae, 3127 nucleotides long. It is a transcript of the gene MED16, whose product is annotated as mediator of RNA polymerase II transcription subunit 16. Gene Ontology annotation, molecular function: protein binding. Gene Ontology annotation, cellular component: mediator complex. Lineage: Eukaryota; Metazoa; Arthropoda; Copepoda; Calanoida; Temoridae. The record is from RefSeq and is a predicted model, not a curated record. Bases 136 to 2523 code for a protein of 795 amino acids. The transcript is spliced from 10 exons. Gene Ontology annotation, biological process: positive regulation of DNA-templated transcription.
AUGAGACUGUAAUGAAGACCUGAAAAAGACUAAUCUUUGUGGGCAACCCUGUAGUAGCGUAACGAAUGAUGAAAUCAGAAAGGCUAGUUUUAUUUUAUAUCUCGUUUUCAGAUGUGGGCCUGGGGCUAGAAUACAAUGGACUUGGUCUACACAACGUACAACCAGGGAGGAAGCAGGACGAAUAUCCCGGAUUGGAUCAGAGAGACGAACUCUCUGUGCAGUGUAUCCUGUCAGAACCUGAUUGUGUUUAGUUCUGCUCUUCCUCUUACUGAGAACAGACAAGGCCUGAACAGAAUAUAUUGUGCAGAUCUGAAUUCUCCUUGGGAUUCCAGUUUGGUAUGUACCCUUCCAUCUCCUGUAUCCUGUCUGGCAUGGAACGGCUCCGGAUCCAAGUUUGCUGUUGGAGAUUUCUCCGGUAACAUCUCUGUCUGGAAGAUAUUGGACUUCUGCAUCUCCGAGUGGGAAGAGGUUUAUUCGUCCAAGCUGCCCCACGAGAGGAUCGUCAAUGCCGCGUUCCUAUCCUCGUCUCGUGUUGUUCGUCUUAAUCAAUAUAAUAAAGAUUCAAUUCUCUACAAUGAGAAGUUUGAAUUCGGACCUCAGGCCGAUGGUACUUUUGACAGCGAAGUUUGCCUUUUUACGACAAGCAGUGGUCUGUUGACAGCUGUGGUUCUGAAUGACAGCACUGUCCACCUGACAACUUCGGCUUGUGUUGGUCGAAGUAGAAACUGUAUCAAGUAUGUGGAUAUAUCAACCUUGAAAACUGGGGAGUUUCUGCUAGCAGCGUGUGGAGCUGAAACUCCUGUAACUAUAUAUAGAAUACUCUGCUCAUUAACCCCUCAGGAGGGAUUACAGAUUCAGGUUCUUAACCAUUCAAGCUUUAGUGUGACACAGAAAGGAGGGAAUGAGAAUGUACGAAUAUCAUCUUUAAAGUUUGUUCUCGCAGACUCAAGUGAUGCUAUUGUAGUUGGUGUAGACGGACCGGACGGAGGGAAGGUUCGGAUGUGGGAGUUGGAGUAUUCUCAGUAUUCAUGUCAUAAACUCUUUAGUCAAUCCUCGUCUGCUCCUAAGCAUAAGAUUGUACCUACCUGGAGAUACUGCUCCGAGUUCGGAGUGGGAGGAUCUAAAUUAGUUAGCCUGGCAACUCCUAGAUCCUCCUUAGUAGGAUGUGAGAGACCGUCCUGCUAUGUUGUAGUUGGGUUUGCAGACGGAUCUAUCCAGUGUCUUAUCCGGGAUUCUCUCCAGCAGAUAUCUAGUGUAGAACUACCAAGAAACGGAAAUAUAAGUUUAGACAAUACAAAGAACGAUGCAGCGGUUGUUACGAUAUGUGAUAUGUGUUUUACAUCCACUGGAACCUGUUUGGUAGUGACAGAUAGCCUGGGUCAGCUCUACCUGUACAGAAUGUCUCCUAUAGCUGAUCCCGGAGGACCCCAUGUUGCUCCCUAUCUGGUGACGAUGUAUGAGUAUUGUCUGGUAUCAGGACGGGACUGGUGGGAUCUAGGUAUAGCUGCAGCACAGACCAAUAUCCAGGAUGUAACGGAUAAACUAGAAGAAACUUAUUCGAAGCAACCUGUAGGAGUGAAGAACUUUUGCUACAACAGAUAUAUGUCAAUCAGAGCUUCUCUUUUCAGACUCUGUUCUCAGAGUCAGUACCGAGCUGCAGAUACUCUUUCCAUCAUGAUGCUGAGAUCUAUCUACGGAGAUCUGAGCUCCUUGCUUACAGUGGAUGGAGGGUACUCGGAGCAGGAUCCUGCGGAAAAACUCACAAAUAUUCUCCGAAACUAUCCUAGCUCCGCAGAUCUCAAUUCAGUGGUUUCUUCAUUAUUAACAAACGGAUUUUCUCGUGAGGUUCCAACCAGUAUAGAAGGUACCCAGACCCUGCACCAGCUUGGAUCUUGGGUUCUGAUCCUCGCUCUUCAUCUUUUAUCCGCGGUCCCAGAGUUUAAAACUAGGCGUGGUCCUGGAUACUGGUUGAUGCUGGAGGGCGGAGUAAGUUUAAUCCGUGAUAUUCUUGUUAUGACCAGGCUCUGGGGUCUACCUAGAGCAGGGUUUAUAACCAGGGAGAAGGAUCUGGACCUCAAUUCGAAACUGUUCUCUAUGAUCUCUAAACUAAAGGAUAAUCCUGAAGAUGAAGGAUUACUGGAUGAAUGUUUAAUCCUUCCCUCCUUGGUGAUAGUUCCUGAACUUGAUGUGAUGGUUUCUCCCCACGGAGUUCUUGCUGGUUUACAGACAGGGAUGAAUUUACCACUAUUCUUCCAGUUCGGAGUUGAACCUAACCUAACCCUGCCUCCUCAACCCAUAUUCCUGGAGGGACUACCCUACACCGAGGAGAGUAGUUCUAACAACGUGUAUGAUUCUGUGAAUAAAAUAUCCCUGGGACGGAAUCCUCUUGAGCUCCGAGCUUGUAAUAGAUGUAGAUCAUAUACUCAGGUUGUACCUGUGAGUACCGGGGGGUGGAGUUGGGAGAAACGAUUGAACCGUUGCUGCUGCUGUGGAGGUUCCUGGAGAACUGUCAAGAAUGAAUGAAUAAAGUAGAGCGUUAUCCUAAGGAUUGUCUCCAUAAUCUUCAAGGGACUGUCUUCGUAAUUUCAAGUGACCUUCCAUUGCAAUUCCGAUUUAAUCUGACUGCUUAAAGGGUCCGAGUAUAAAUAACGAUUAUUAGAUGAAAAUUGAUAAUUUUCUAUCGUGAUUUUUCUAUAAAAGUGAUCUGCGGAUUUAUGCAGCACGGACAAAAGAAGAAAAUUUACCGAAUUUAUCAUGUUUUAAGAUAGAAAAGUGACAAUAUCUUGUCUUGAAAGUAUAAUUUCUUUAUUUAUAUUUAAAAUUAAUAUUUACAAAAGCGUAUUUUUAUAUUAUUAUUUUUUACUUGUGAUGCCACUUUAAAUAUUUAUUGAAAAAGCAAAUUAGAACAUCCAAACCUUCAACAAUUCCGAACUACAGUUUAUUUGUGAUAAGAGGGUCGAGAAUAUGAUAUUGUACUCGUUAAUUUCAAACCAAAAGUUUACAAAGAAUCUUUGUUAGAGUAGUAGUCCCCGUAUUUUGAUUGUAAAAAUGAUUUAAAUAUUAUAAUUAUAUUGUCUGUAAACAUGUUACAUGUAUGUAUUAUAUUUACAAUUAAUAUUGUUCCAGA